GGUCGAGAGGACGGUUCUCGCGAGAUCCGCGUGCCAGCGGCCUGGCGGAGGCGGCGAGAGGGCCCCGCGAUCGUGCGUCGGAGCCGGCACCGCGGCGCGCUCGUAAGAGUCCAGGAUGAGUUAUGCAGAAAAACCUGAUGAAAUCACGAAAGAUGAAUGGAUGGAGAAACUUAAUAACUUGCAUAUCCAGAGAGCAGACAUGAAUCGCCUUAUCAUGAACUACCUUGUUACAGAGGGCUUUAAGGAAGCAGCCGAGAAAUUUCGGAUGGAGUCUGGAAUUGAACCCAGCGUUGACUUAGAGACUCUGGAUGAAAGAAUAAAAAUCAGAGAGAUGAUAUUGAAAGGGCAGAUUCAAGAAGCCAUUGCAUUAAUAAACAGCCUCCAUCCAGAGCUGCUAGACACAAACAGAUACCUUUACUUCCAUUUGCAGCAGCAGCAUUUGAUCGAGCUGAUUCGGCAGCGCGAGACAGAAGCGGCUCUGGAGUUCGCUCAGACCCAAUUAGCGGAGCAAGGCGAGGAGAGCAGGGAGUGCCUGACAGAAAUGGAGCGCACGCUGGCUCUGCUCGCCUUUGAUAAUCCUGAAGAAUCCCCCUUUGGAGACUUGCUUAACAUGAUGCAGAGGCAGAAGGUAUGGAGUGAGGUUAAUCAAGCUGUUCUAGACUAUGAAAAUCGUGAAUCAACACCCAAGCUGGCAAAAUUACUGAAACUACUACUGUGGGCUCAGAACGAGCUGGACCAGAAGAAAGUGAAAUACCCCAAAAUGACAGACCUCAGCAAGGGGACGAUUGAAGAGCCCAAGUAAAACGUGUGCAGAUGGACACCAAACAACCAUAGUACUGCACAGGAUACAUUUAUAUCAGUCUGUGACUGAAAUAUUUUUACUACAGUACAGCACUCAAUUCAGAUUUUUCAACGAACAUCGAAUUUGAAGGGAGAAAAGUCCCUUUUAAAUGCUGCAAAAACUGCAUUGAAAGGCGCUGUAUCUCUUUGAAAGUCUGACUUAGGCUAUGCACUAUAAUACAUUUUUAAAAGAAACAAACCAAUUAAACAGGACAGAAAAAGAAGAGCAUUUUUAAAAGUUGAGAACCCAAGCUUUCUAAUUAGCUACUGAUGCCUAGUUUAGUGGCCAGUGAGUUAAUCCAGAGUUAUAUCGGCAACUCUACAGUUCAGUUUAACUGUCUCCUGUUUGAAAUGUGUAUAUAGAACAGUGAAUAUUUUCUACCUUUUAAGUUAUAGCCAGAUAUACAUUCCCCUUACAAGUAACUGGUCAAGUUUUCAUCUAUAAACCUUGCAGUAAAGGGGCAACCUUUUGCAUAGGAAAUAGUGUACAAACUUGUAAAGCAUAAUUUAAGGAGGUUGUUUUGUUUUGUUCUUUUU
This is a messenger RNA of Dryobates pubescens (Downy woodpecker), 1377 nucleotides long. RefSeq names its product GID complex subunit 8 homolog (gene GID8). Gene Ontology annotation, molecular function: protein binding. Gene Ontology annotation, cellular component: nucleus; cytoplasm. NCBI's taxonomy places the organism in Eukaryota, Metazoa, Chordata, Aves, Piciformes, Picidae. The transcript is spliced from 5 exons. The record is from RefSeq and is a predicted model, not a curated record. The coding region runs from base 116 to 802 and encodes 228 amino acids. Gene Ontology annotation, biological process: proteasome-mediated ubiquitin-dependent protein catabolic process; positive regulation of canonical Wnt signaling pathway.